Molecule: messenger RNA, 698 nt
Organism: Octopus sinensis (East Asian common octopus)
Lineage: Eukaryota; Metazoa; Mollusca; Cephalopoda; Octopoda; Octopodidae
Product: E3 ubiquitin-protein ligase pellino homolog 3-like
Exons: 1
Coding region: 64-483 (139 amino acids)
Biological process (GO): protein polyubiquitination; regulation of Toll signaling pathway
Molecular function (GO): protein binding; ubiquitin protein ligase activity
Source: RefSeq, a predicted model, not a curated record
AAAAACUAUUCGGUGAAAUUUAACGAGGGAAUUUGGGAAUACGAGGCAGACGAUUCCCUGGACAUGUUCCAGAUCGGUCGGUCACCAGGAGAGACAAACGACAUUGUUAUGGAAGAUAAUUUGACUGUAUCUCGUUUUGCUUGUCGUCUGCUCGUCUCCCGCGACCCUCCUCACACUACGAAAUUAUAUGCGGGAGGAUUUAACGAUGAACACUUCCUCACACUUAACCAAUCUUUCCAAAGACUCGGGUCGUGGGAUGGAUUCACGACCAACGGAGUUUUCAUCAGGCAUGCCGGGCCUGCUCAGGAAUGGAAGGAAGUGUCCGUAAGAGGUGGUGUCUUUCCUCAUCGAACGAUUCGAACGUCAAUGGAACCUUGUGGGGACAACACUCUCCACGAUGGCUCACUCAUUGAUUUGGGUGGCCUCACUUUUAUUUGGAGGAAUCCCUUCGCACGACUCACUACUCCCGUACUGAUUAAUUAAUUAUUUUAGGAUCCACAAUCACUCGCAUUACCGACCACUUUUUCCCAUGUAUUCUCUGGAUGUGGUCAUGUCUCCAAUGAAGAUAAAUGCCAGGUGUGUCCGAUUAUCAGUCCUAUCCGUCCACUUCUUCUUGGAACUCAGACUUGUUUCUAUGUCGAUGAUAAUAAACUGACACACUUUUUUACAGCAUGUGGACAUGUCACCACUCACCUGAC